Molecule: messenger RNA, 11139 nt
Organism: Porites evermanni
Lineage: Eukaryota; Metazoa; Cnidaria; Anthozoa; Scleractinia; Poritidae
Source: the annotation of a GenBank genome assembly
AUGUCGUCGGCUCCUAGUUCUGCCGAGCUUCUUCAUGUUGGAGGUGAAAGGACCACCGGGGAAAACAUACGGAUGCAAAAUGGUAAGUUAAAGUGAAACUUAUGGCGUGUGUCGCUUCCCUGGCUAAUUGUUUUGCGGUAAUUUACCCAGUUACUGCAGUAACAGCCAUUGCAAACAUUGUCAAGAGUUCUCUUGGUCCUGUUGGAUUGGACAAAAUGUUAGUGGAUGACAUUGGGGUAAGCUAUCCUUUCAUUUGAGUUUGUUCUGUAGACUUCUCUACCGUUAAAUGUACAUAUCAAACUCGGGUUUAGUUAGGGAUUGUACUUGAUUUCCCUACAGAGUGGUUGAAUACCGGUACUGAUUUCAACGUUAAUUUUAACAUUGAUUUUAGCUCAAAUGUAGAUAAGUUGGGUACAGUACAGUUUAUACCAAACUUGCCUACAACCAUGUAAACUGCAAAUUCUUCAUUAAGCCUGUGGAGUAACUGCAGAGUACCCGGCCACUUCAAAUAUUUUACAAACACUUCGAAAAACAAGGCAUAAGAUAAUACACAUUGCAGCCAGGAGAGCCUUUCUUUCACUUGCUUGAUGCACUCGAGAAAGACUCUGCAUGAAUCAAAUAAGAUCUUUGUUCAGCAUGUGCAGCAUUUAGCCUGCGAAACGCAGUCGUAUUUCCGGUCAUCGCCUCUGAAAAGUAACAUUUGGCAGAGGGAGAGAAGCAACAACCGGAAAUACGUCUACACUUCACAGGCUAAUGCGGCAUGUUGCUAGGAUAUAGUUUUGAACCCAGGNUCUUUCACUUGCUUGAUGCACUCGAGAAAGACUCUGCAUGAAUCAAAUAAGAUCUUUGUUCAGCAUGUGCAGCAUUUAGCCUGCGAAACGCAGUCGUAUUUCCGGUCAUCGCCUCUGAAAAGUAACAUUUGGCAGAGGGAGAGAAGCAACAACCGGAAAUACGUCUACACUUCACAGGCUAAUGCGGCAUGUUGCUAGGAUAUAGUUUUGAACCCAGGUCUAAUAGCCGAACACCUGAUACAGUGGGCUUGGCUAUGAUCAUCGGUUUAUCAAUCAAUGGAUACUUGCAAUCGAAUAAACCUGUUUGACGAAAAUGAACAAAUUGAAUAAAACAGAAGUUUGAGCUGCAGCGACCUUAAAGGUUUGAUGUGAUUCAGGCAAAGCUGCCUUUUCUCCUCCUCAUUCAUAAAGACUAAAAGAGGCUCUGCUGGUAGGAUGAAGAUAAUGGAGAUGUUCAUAUUUAAUGAGAUGUAAAUGAAGUGGCCGGAUAUUUAACAAUUAAUGAAUGAGGCUGAUUAUCUUGUGAAGAAUUAUGGAGAUCGAGGAGGGCGUUAUCGGCUGAGGUGGAUAACACCCUCUGAGAUCUCCAUAAUUCUUCAUACGAUACGAAAGUCGAAUUCAGUAAUUGUGUUAUUAUUCUUUCAAAAUGGUUCCUGGUUUACAAAUGUAGCUAAAACAUGCUUGCCUCCAUCAAUGUUAAGUUCAUCUUUGAUGGUGCAUAUUUAGGAUUGUUCAGCUCCGCAAAUAUUCUCCAAAUAGCAGAUGUCACCCUUAGAGUUGUCUUCUUGCUGUUCUUGUUAUGUUUUUAGCUAUUAUUUCGCCUAGUUCUUACCCCUGAAACAAGUGAAAUGUCCACCAUUUUCACAACCAAAACAGUUCAACCUCGUCUCUAGGUCUUCUCGGUUAACGGUGCAUUAACCUGCAAGAAGGCUGCACUUUUGACGCAAUUGGUUCAUUAAACACAAAAUUCUUCCAGAUUUGGUUAUCAGUAGCUGGUUGUGGCGAAUUAUGUGUGUGCUUUUAGCCAGUCAGAAUCGGGGAAAUAUUUUGAAUAAAUAGUAAUGUGCAGUUAAGACAAGUCUGGUUUCUAUAUAAUUGUCUGGAUUACCUCAGUUGUCCCUAAUUUUUUGCAACAGUUAGAACAAUCAAGGUAAUCUGUAUUAUUAUAUAGAAUCCAGCCUACAUAAAGACCUUAAUGGUAUCCAGACCAGGUGUUAGCAAUCACCCCUUUUGUCAAGUUGACCUCACAUUGCAUAGGCGGUGUUUGUAAUAUGUAUCUCACAAAUGCCUCACAAAACCAGGCUUUGAUUGCGCUUUUUAAAAAAUGCCUCAAUGGGCAGGAUUAAGAAGUGGUUGAGUGACAGACCUUGAUAUCCUGUCGUAAAGAUCUCUACUUCCUUCUUUCUUUCCUUCUUCUUCUUCAUUUUUGCCUUGUUCAAUUGUCUUGUUCUACUCUUUGGCCGCUAUUGCAAAGCAUAUGUAGCAUUUUUUUUGCCCGCCAGAUAAAAAAGAAAAUGGCAAGUUUGCAUGCAAGCUGAACUUGGUUUUAACAGCCAAAAUACAGAGCUGAAAUCUGUCUGUGAUCUAUUCGAAUGGAAAGCACCUUGUCAAUUGUACGUUUGCCUUGGUGUAAAAUGAAUUCAAAGAUAGAUGUUUGGCAAAUAAACAAAGUUUUGAGGGGGAAAAGCUAACUGAAUUGCAUCUCCAACACACAUAGCUGAUAGAAGCAACCUUUUCUGUGGAGCAAGAUGUGGUACAAAUGUUCUUUAUAAGAACAGGAACGGAUAAGAACAAAAUUGCAAAAUCCACUAGUCCUGGGCUAUUGCACAUGAAUCUUUUUGCAGGCUGAUUGGAAACAUGUUUUGUUUUUUAGGAUGUUACAGUCACCAAUGAUGGUGCAACAAUACUAAAGUUGCUGGAAGUUGAACAUCCUGCAGCUAAGGUUCUCUGUGAGCUCGCUGAUCUUCAGGAUCAAGAGGUUGGAGAUGGUACAACCUCUGUUGUUAUACUUGUUGCAGAACUCCUGAGAGGUGCUAAUGAACUUGUGAGACAGAAAAUUCACCCGACGUCUAUCAUAAGUGGCUACAGAUUAGCUUGCAAGUAAGUAAAGGCACCAGUUUGCAUGGGUAAGUUGAGUUUACUAAAGAUUUUUGUCAUCAUCACAAACUGAAUCAUGCAAACUAGAAAUUGCUCUCAGACUUACUUUUUGCUGACUAUUAAUUUCAUUAAUUAAUUUCAAAAUAAUUAGCUGAUUAAUAGGUGCAGUUUCACCCAUAAUAUAUUUUAAUGAGGUUAAUGAAGCCGUGGUAAAUUUUAACAUGGCUUUAGUUUACCAUGGUAAUAUAUGGUUACACAUGAAUUAAUAUUCCCAAGUUGUCAUUUACCAUGGUAAAAGUGUCCCCGUGUUACUGCACCUAAUAAUGACUGUCUUAAAUAUCUGGUCUGUUUAGUCAUCGUGUCUCGACUCGGGAAGGAUUUUGUCAGAUAUAGAUAAACGUUAGUAGACAGCUAUAUUGUCCAAUGACAGACUAUUAUUAUUUGGAGGUCGACAUAUGGAGCGUUUUCACAUGGUGUCAUGGUGGCAGUGUUCCAAAAACUGAAUGGCCACGUUGGUGUAUCAACUCCAACUCCUGUGGGAGUUGAAUUCUUUUCUUAUGCAAAUGCUUUCUUUUGUUCCAAUAAAUUUGCAUAGAGGCUGGCCAGGUGAGUGAAAACAUUUGUAUAAUAACAAGGGUAGCUAGUACUAAAGGCAUGAGAUCAACUGUAAAUUAUUUCUGAUUUUACUGAGAAGGUCGAUAAAUGAUAGGAUCCUAACCCAGAAUAAGCAAAGAUGCAAUGUUUUGAUUUGAUCUUUCUUAUUCUUUAGAGAGGCAUGCAAAUAUAUCCAAGAGCACUUGACUAUCAAUGUUGAUGAGCUGGGCAAAGAAAGUGUUGUAAAUGUAGCAAAGACAUCUCUGUCGUCAAAACUGAUUAGUCAGGCAUCUGACUUCUUUAGCGAGAUGAUUGUCAAUGCCGUCAUGGCAGUCAAACGAGCUGGGAACAAAGGAGAAGCUAAAUAUCCAAUCAAGGCUAUUAAUGUGCUCAAGGCACAUGGAGGAAGUGCUAAGGAAAGUGUUCUCGUAGAUGGCUAUGCUCUUAACUGCACCAUAGCUUCACAAGGUAUGGACAUGGUAAUUUAAGGGUUGUUUGAAUUUUUUUUCUUUUCAAAGAAGAGACUAUAAAGGGCUUAACUUAACUUUAUGUGAGAGUCAGGUCAUAGCGCUCAAUAUGGUGUGCACUCAUUGUUUAGAACAAUGGCUGAACCUCCAUUUGAGAGUACCUUUAUAAGUUGGGAUCAUGUAGUCUACAAACUGCUAUAAAGUCAGUUUUCCUACUCCAAGCACUAUAGCUAGAGCCUUGUAUAAGCAACUACCAAGUCUUAAAGGCGGGUUUGAUAGAUUGACUCCAGAAUAAGAAUGAAUAGCAUAAACUCUGGAAAUCACUUGUUGUAACAUUGCAACAUCAAGAAAUCUUCUGGAAAUAAAAUAUUAAGAUGCAUGUAGCAUUCAAAUGGUUCCAAACAUCAUGCUACAUGUAGAAGAGAUUGCAACAAAGUUUUUGUUUCCAUCUGGAAUAUCUUCCAUUACGAUCAAUAGCACCCUUACUUUAGCAGUUUGGAUGGUUGUGUAUUGGGGAUCAACUAUAUUAAUUUUCCCUACUUAUGAAUGAAAAAUUUCAGCAGUGUUUGAACGGAAUGUGUAUAUUUUGCAUUGAUUUGGGGUCUCUCAUGUCUUGUUUCUACAGCGAUGCCUAAGCGAAUAGAAAAUGCAAAAAUUGCCUGUCUGGAUUUUAGCUUACAAAAAGCUAAGAUGCAUCUAGGAGUGAGUGUUGUUGUAGAGGAUCCAGAGAAGCUAGAGGCCAUUAGACAGAGGUAAUUGUCAGUGGUGUAACGAUUAAUUGAAUUCUCGAUUAAUUGCGAUUGUAGCCGUUCGGUUCGAUUCACGAUUCUUUGCUUACACGUUUCAAUUUUGGUUUGAUUUUUGCACACCUUUUCCAGGGUGCCCUCAGUGACUUAUUAUAUUCUAAAAUAAGAAUCCAGAGUCCUUUGAUGUGCGUUUUUGAUUGACAAGCAAAGACAAUAGCAGUUUGUGUGCCAUUUUAUGUUGCCUGGUGAAAAUGCUGUUCUCUAACCUCCCCUUGAGAAUUUCUAAAUAAUUAGGCAAACCAUGUGUGACACGCUCUUUGUCAGGUUCUCUAACAUGGCAACAAACCAAGCAACUGUGAAUCCUCCUGUCCCUGUUACUAUUCUCAUAUCGAGGGUUUAGGGUUGCAUGUUGUUUACAUUAUGCAUUAUGUAAUAAGAAUUAAGAAACAUUUACAUAAUUGAAUCGAAUUAAUCGAAAUGGAACAGCAAUAAUCAAAAUUGAAUUGAAUUGCAAGGAAUAUGAAUCGUUACACCUGUCAGAAAUUCAAAGUACAUGUAACAACAAUAUUAUUAAAGCUUUGAUUGAUUGAUCUGAAAAAAUAAAUUUAAAUAUAUUAUAUGUUUAGAAAAAAUAUUUUGGAUUAGUAUCAUAUAAGGUUAAUAGGUUUUAUAUUAACUCUUUCAUUUACAUUCAAGUCUCUUGUGGUUCUGUUUGUACACUCUUUUAUAGACAUAUAUAACUAUAAUCUUGAACUCCUUAGUUGCUGUUAGGAGAUGUUGUUUGUGCUGUGUUUCACAUCUAUAUGGUAAAGUGUCUUUGGAAUGGCUUAAAUUUUAGUCUGGAAACUAUUUAACGAAACAAUAUAUUUAUAUAUUCAGAGAAGCAGAUAUUACCAAGGAGCGUAUCCAGAAGAUUUUAGGAGCAGGUGCAAAUGUUGUGCUAGUGAGUGGUGGUAUUGAUGAUCUCUGCCUUAAGUAUUUUGUCGAGGCUGGUGCUAUGGGUGUUAGAAGAUGUAAAAAAGCCGACCUUAAGAGAAUUUCGAGAGCCACUGGAGGUAAGUGGAUAUAUCACAGUGCAAGUCCAGUACAUUUUUUCUGCUUAUGAAGGAAGGGAUUAUAGAUUUACUUGUACUUCUUGUAGAAUAUAGUUUUGAACAUUAGUAGACCUCUCUAGCUUGUAUGUUUUGUUUUUCCGAUACAGGUCAUGUGAUAAUACUCUAGAGAACUGUUUCUUUCAAUUUUCUUAUUAUUCACAUGUAUAUCAGGGCUCAAAGUUAACGACUAACUGGUUGCAUAUGUGACUGGAUUUUUGGUUGUGCACCUAAAAAUUCAUGUGUAAUCGCACCUGUGUGCCAUAAAACCCAAAGCACAGUGCGACUGACUUGCUUCCAACUAUACUUACAAACUCGAACCAGAUGAGACGAUGUUUGUUUAAUUGGUCUUUUCCGCCCCAAUGGAUUCCACAAACUCGAAUGUUCUUUUUCAUUUUGAUGUUUUACUCCAUCCCAGACUCUUCUGUUUUGUUAUAAACACUGCUGAGACAUGCAAAUAUAUGCUACGAACGAAACACAUGCUUUUUGUGCAAUGGACGAUCAUGUCGAACGAUCAGUUUUAAGGUCAAUCAAAACAAAAACAGUGCGGAUUAAGAGCCUUUUUUCCCAGGUAAGAAAGUUUUUAAGUCAUAUCCCAGGUACAUGUAAGUCAUUGCGCAUUUAACAAUUAAUUCAUUAAAGAUUAACUUUCAUUCUCGUUCGACACACUCGUUGUUGUCAGUUUUGAAUUUUUUUCAAGUGUAAGUUUUCUUUAGUCACAGCUGUACUGUCAAAAAGAGAAACUAGUAUUAAAAAUCACAACAGUAUUACUGCGUAGCAAAUCGGCUGUGUUUUAUCAAUCACAGGACUAAAGUAAAAGCAACAAACUGAAGACAACAAAUAAACAUGGCACUGUUAAGCUUUUUACUUUUUCUUUUGAAAUAGAUGCUCCCAACAUUAUAAACUGUGCUCCAAAAAUUUUCAGCUGUGUGCCUAAAAUUUCGGCAGUGUGCCUAAAAAUUUACAUCUGGUAGCACAAGUUCUCCCAAACUCAAAUUUAAACUUUGAGCCCUGCAUAUGUACACAUAAUUUAUGAAAAGACAAAGACUCGACUUCCCCUGGGACCUCUGUUGAGAAAACAAGACAUACAAGGUAAAGAAAAGUCUAUUAAAAUCAAAUAUUCAGGUCUCUUAGUUGAUGUUGCAAAAUAAGGUGCAACCAAUAUGGUGUUCUUCAAUUACCAGGAAAUAUUUGCUGAUAUGCAGGCAGCACGAACAAUAUUAUUGUAUUAUGUUAUUGUUUACAUCAUAAUCGACCAUUAUUAACACAGUGUUCAUUUGAGACAGAAAGAUAUACAGUACUACUCAAAAGUGCAUUUAAGUUACCACCCUCUUGUUUGAACUGCAUCAAGCACCAUGUAAUGCAGGACACGAUUCUCGUAGUGUGCAAUGCCGUAAAAACUGUAAUUGUUAUGGCUAAAAUUCUUGCAUGACUAUAACAUGUAAACAACCACUGCAGCCUGUGGACUGUUGAGUAUAAUUUGCCUUGUGACGGAUUGAUGUGUCAGUAUUUCACGUAUUUGUAUGUGUAAAACAUCCUUUUUAAUAUGCUUCAUAACCUCUCCAAAUGUCUGGGAUAAUUCCUUCUCUGAUGUUGUUUGUUGGUUGUUUUUCAGCCACAGUGGUAUUAACAUUGGCAAAUCUUGAAGGCGAGGAGAGUUUUGAUGCCAGUAUGCUGGGUCAGGCUGAUGAAGUAGUACAGGAGAGAAUUUCUGAUGAUGAGCUCAUUGUCAUCAAACGGUAAGCACACCAAUGAAGUCAUCAUUUUUUUUCCAGGUUUUUUAUAAACUUUUAUUAUAAUGAACUUAAACCUUGCAUGGUGUUAGUUAUACUAAUUAAUAAUUUACAGAACAGUGCCAGGGGGUCUGAAGUGUCAAUUUUUGAUGACAUCGGAGAUGCCAACCUCGGGAGAUCUAAAAUCUAGAGAUCAUCCUCUCUUUUGCUCCCCUUCCAAGUGUAUUUCAGAUCUUAGCCCCAUCUACUGAGGUUAAUACCUACAUGUAUUUAAGUCUACCCAUAUGAUAGAUGUUUGAUAGGUGCAGAUUCAAACUUUGAACUUAAUUAGAUGGACUCAAUUUGUUUUCACAACACACAAUGGUCAACAAUACUUACCUAUCAAUGUAAGUAAUAUUAAUUUACGCAAUAAAUUCAUUACAUGAGGAAUUGUUUAAAAUGAAAUUGCUCUGCAGUUGAAAUUCCCAUUAAUUAAUUUUUUGGGACUUGAACUAAAUUUGUGGGUCGAACCCAAAUUAGAUAUGUCAUCUUUACUUUUCUUUUAAAGGGAUUGCAUGUGGGUUGGCUAAACGAAAAGUUUGAUGUGUGACAUUCGUAACCAUUUGCCUCAUUUUUAAUUCCCAGGCCUAAAUCUCGCUCUUCCUCUUCCAUUAUCCUGAGAGGUGCAAAUGACUUCAUGUUAGAUGAAAUGGAGCGUUCAAUGCAUGAUGCUAUAUGUGUUGUAAAGAGAGUGUUGGAGUCUAAGACAGUGGUCCCUGGUGGCGGAGCUGUGGAAGCUGCACUGUCCAUCUACCUUGAGAACUUUGCUACGUCAUUGGUAAGGAAGACAUUCUGCACUCUCCUAACUUUGAUCACUAGCUGCUGUUCAGAAAAAUGAUCCUGCAUUCACCUGGACUUGCAAAGCAGCAGAAAUAAAACUUUGCACUAAAGCAGUUAUUGUAUAAAUCUAGAGAACUAAAAAUGAAAAUCUGCAGAAAAAUCUAGGAUUUCAUUUUAAGACUGAAAAACAAACUACCGUUUAAUUAGUAGCUCUGAAGACAUUUCAUUUGAAUAGUAACGCCUUUGGAAUUCAUCACAAGUCAGAAAUUAACUCUAAAUAAAUAGAACCGUGUGAAAUUACUGCCGAAGUGGUUUCACUGAUUUGGAAUAUCAGAUAACAGGAUCUUAUCCAUAGACUCAAAGUUUGCACAUAGUUAAAGUACUGCUUAAUAGAGGUAUCAUUUGAAUGCCACAUCAGCAUGCAUACCCAAAAGUUAGAACUACCCUAAAAUUCAUCACAGCCUUACCAGGGCUGUUACUAAGAGCAGAGGGCUGGGGAUUUCCUGGCCGGCAAGUAUUAACACAACCCCCAACUACUUUGACAUGAAACUACCUAACUUUUCAAUUUCCCUCCUCCUUAUUGCGUAUACCCGGCAGCUUGGACGCUUUUUGACAGCCCUGCCUACUACAGUAGGUAGAAAAAAAAUAAUUUGUCUUUGGAAAAGAGCGUGCGCCAUGGACUUGAAGAUGUCUUUUUCAGUUUUCUUAAAUCCAUCAAGUCACGUGGUCUGCGUUGCUGACGUAAUCUAUCCCAGUUAGUAGUAGAACUUAAGCAGCAACGUUUUUAGCAACGCACGUCCACCGGAAGUGAGCUUUUUUCUCCUUUAAUAUGCCUUUACGCCACCAAAUUUCUAUGGCUAAGUGUCUUUACUCUUAUAGAGACGAUUUGCCUAAAAGUUUGUUCAAAAUCACGUCUCAAGAGUGCGAAAAGUCCACUUCCGGUUGACGUGUUUUGCUCAAAAACGUCGCUGCUUAAACUCCCUAGUAACGUCUGCAAAGCAGCACUGAAAUCGUUAUUCUGGGCCCCAAACGGACUCAACGAAUUACCGGAAAUGCGUUUCGAAUUUCCCUUCAACCUGAUUGGCAAAUAGUCCAAAUUCGAAUUAAAAUUACCGCUGAAUGCAACCAUGAACGGCACAUGUAUAGAGGGUUAGCCUCGACGUAAAGUAAGACAUUCAGAAAUUCCGGCAAGUAAGUGUUUGAAAUUUGAAUAUACACAAUAGACAGAGUAAUAAACAGGUCUUUUUCGUGUUGGAAUUUGUGAAUAUAUUACUUCAGAUGGAGGCUAAGCCUGUAAAAAAUGCGUCUUCACUUCUUUAAUUCAGAGGUCAUGGCGAACUCGAAACUGGACUAUUGUCAGUAGCCUUUUUAACGGGCCAAUAAUGGCACGUAUUCAAAUCCUGGCUACGCAGGUAAGGGGUCAGAACUAGGAUUCGACGCUGUUUCGCAGACGCACUCAACCAGAAGUUUAGUUCUGUCUGUAGUGCAGGCUAGAAAUCGUGCAGAGUCAACUAAGUAGCUGUUGUUUGUGGUUAACAGGGAUCUCGAGAACAGUUGGCCAUUGCUGAGUUUGCAAAUUCUCUCCUUGUUAUUCCCAAAACGUUGGCGGUGAACGCAGCUCAAGAUUCCGCUGACCUUGUUGCUAAACUACGCGCCUAUCACAACACAUCGCAGAUCAACACAGAAAGGUCUUCCCUUAAAUGGUAUGGACUCUUAGAAUAAUAGAGAGCUUUGAUUCUAGGAUAAGGACGACUACGAGGACUACAUUUUCUCAGUAAAGAGAUUUAGAGGAAAAAUAGGAAUGAGCUGUUAAGGCUGUGCAAAACAUGAGCUGUUAAGGCUGUUAAGGCUAUGCAAAACAAUUAUUAUUGAUACAAAGGGCGUGAAACUACUUAUAUUUUUGUGGAAGUAAUGAACAUCUAAUGAUAAGUUAAGGAAAAACCUGAUCACGUGGUACAAAGUCACGUGGUACAAAGUCACGUUUGCCGUUUACGGUAAAACAUUAAUGAGCUUAAGCAAAGAUGUUUUUAAGUGACGCACGUAGACCGGAAGUGGUCUUUUUUCAUUUUUUGACGGUGGUUUUACCCAAAUUUUUGGACAAAUCGUCCUUAUUAUAGUAAAGACACUUAGGAAUACAAAUUUGGUAGUGUCAAGGUGCUUUAAAAUGAAAAAGACCUCACUUCCGGUUGACGGGCGUCGCUCAAAGCCGCCGUCAUUCUACUACGGGUUCAAAGCGAGGCUUCAUAUGAAAAUGAUCUUUCAUUCUCAUGCAAAUAAAACUCAUUUUCAUUUGAAAGGUUUUGUACGUAACCUCGUUUUAAAAGCUUGAGAUCACUAUUUUGGACAGCAAAUACCUUUUAUAGAAAAUUUGCUUAACUUUGAAUUACAAGACUCUUUUUUGUUUGGCAGGAUUGGUUUAGAUCUGAUUGAGGGCAAGGUACGUGACAACAAGAAGGCAGGAGUUCUGGAGCCGUCAAUCAGCAAAAUCAAGUGUCUAAAAUUUGCAACUGAAGCAGCAAUAACAAUUCUUCGCAUAGAUGACAUGAUCAAACUUCGGCCAGAGAAGAAAGAGGAAAGUGGUUAUGGGGAGGCUGUCCGGAGAGGAGAGUUGUAAACAAAUACGACAUCGUUAUGUACAACAAAAACUACUCCAUGCCCAGUCAUCUUUCACUGGAACAGCUGAACUGUGAAUAUUCCUAAAUGAUAUAUAGGCAAAAAAGAACUAAACUGUACUUCAACAAAAUGAAUGAGCGUGAUUCUCAAUUGCACUGUCACUGUUGUAGUGUGAAAGCGUCAGUUAC